GUUACCUAUUACCCUGGUUCUUAACUUUGUAUCAUACCAGUAUCCCUUCCAAAAGAUAACUUGCUUCUAUGACAAAAUAAGAUGGUGCUGUUAAUGUUUUUAGAGCUGUGUGGUUGUUACUCUUGGCAUGGCAGUCAGACUUCCUCUUUUUUUCUUUCUCUCUUUAUUACAUUUUGUGAGUCUGUAUUUAAACAAGAUAACAGGCCUCCAGUAAACUUAUGGGUUAACAGAGAUGAUGGGAAAUGCCCAUCUUUUACUGUGAAUGUAGGGUGAAAUUCACAGCGUCUGCAUAAAGUGCUCCAAACUUGUGCUUUAUGUGAGCAGUUCAUGGGGAAAAAAAUGGACUUAUCCCAUGCUGUGCACUGCAGAUCUCUCCAUGCAGCUGUUAUUCCAGCUGUCUGUUCCAGGUUUGUCAGGUAGUAGGUCCACUGCAAUCUCAUAAACCUGGUUUUCCAGCUCACUUCUGUUGUGGCCAUCAUAGCAGUCUAAGUGGGAUUACUUUGAAAAAGUGUUGUAGGUGUGCAGAUGUCCCAGGCCAGGCGGCUGCUCCAGUAGUAGAACCCUCUGUGUGGAGUGUGAAUGGCUGUGGAGGAUGUCAGGCUAGCUCUCUGGACUAAGCAAGGAAGAGAGGAAUAAUGUUCACGGAGAGUCAUCAAGCUGAACAAGGGACAUUGGGGGUGGGGGAGCCAAGGGAUCCAUGCGUAGCAACAACAAAAGUAUAGGGGGGUGUUGAGGAACAGACCAGCAAACUCUUGGUGAGAGAUUUAAUUCUUCCAGGACAAAUUGGAUUUCUCCUUCCCAGAGGUUAAAAAAGAAUCAAAAGUCUCCUGAAAGAGUAGUGUUAGAGUAGUGCUGUAGCCAUGAUGGUCCAGGAAUUAUGUGAGAGCCAAAGAUUUAUUUUUUAGUUGACCAGUUGCAUAGUUGGAAUAAAGAUAGACAAGCUUUCAAAUGCAGGACAUUUUUCUUCAAGAUAUUGCUCCCAAAAAAUUCUUGCCUGAGAGAGGAGAUCAGUCUUGAUACAACAGAUAUUGUGUUCAGUAGUGUCUACUGCUGGCAGAUUGCAAGCACAGUUCUUGGGUUCUUUGUACUAAAACAGGAGAAUAAAGACUAAAGAAAAAGGCUUUCAAAGCCAUGCCACCAUGUGAUGCUUCCUAAGAAUCCCAUGCUAAGACAAGCUCUUUUUCUUAGCAACAGUAAGCUUUAUUUUUUUUAAUUCAGACUUUUCUUUAGUUCACUUUUUUUGCUCAUCUGAAGGGAGAUAGAAAUUAAUCAUAUAUCAUGUCCACAUUUAAGUCAAAGCUUGAAAGCAAAGCUGCAGUCCCAACUAGCUUUAAGCUUGGUACCAGCAGCAGUGUAGCCAUAGCUGCACAGAGCUCAGCAUGGGCUAGCCACACACAUUUUUAUGCAGGGUCCCUGGUGAGUUUGGCAGCCUGCACUGAAUUUGGGUGUUACUGUUAGCACCUGAGCUAUGUUGUUUAAAGCACUGUUGGGUAUGCCUCCACAAACUACAGCCACACCUUUCAUUACAGUACACUUCCCCUUAGGAUUACUGUUCAUCAGCCGGCUUGAGCCUGCUACCAAACAGUAGCACAGGUAGCGCACCACAUGCUACCUGUAAGAAAGAAUGUUGUGUGUCUUUCCUCAUUAGGAAAAGGUUUGAGACAACUGUAUUGGACCAGAUCUUGGUACACCCUCCAGUACAUUAGAUGUUGGACUGCUUUUGAUGUGCUAAAUGACAUUUUUGUCAUUUGCAGCAGGUAUCACCAAACUAAAUCCCUUGAGCCAAAACCACCUACUAAAAGGUAGGAUCCAGCCUGCAGAGGUCUGACCAAGCCUGGGGGAGUACAGAGGACUGUGUGGUGCGCAGUGGCUGGUCACCUCUACAGUGUCCUCCUCCACAGCCCUCCCUGCUGCUCUCUGUAUCUGCACUAACUCUCUCUGCAGAGGGCCAGUGUGAAGAAUUGGCUCAUAAGUGACUGAAUGCAGAAAAAAGGAAACCCAAGAGGAAAUCUGCUCCGUAACACCCCUUGAGAAUCUUUCAACAACUUGCAACAUCAGGCAGCUUUUUUCCAAGCAUUAUCAUUUUGUCACCUAAAACCUGAUAUUAGCAGUGAAGUAGAUGGCUCAGCUUCCCCCUGGAAUUCAUUUUAUCACUUUAUUCACAAGAGAUCAGCGGUACCGGGCCUUCAUUUUUGUUCUGACCUUUUUGUUGUAUGCCAGCUUCCAUUUAUCAAGGAAACCUAUUAGUAUAGUUAAGGGAGAACUACAUAAGCACUGUGCUGCUUCAACUGAAGUUGAACUCCACUCCUACAAAGAAUAUGCUACCCAGAGUCAGCCUGCUAAAAAGUUACCUAACAAGUCUCAAUGUGGUUGGGAGCCAUUUGAUAAGAACAACUACAAGCAACUACUGGGAGCACUGGAUUAUUCAUUUCUAUGUGCUUAUGCAAUUGGAAUGUAUUUAAGUGGCAUUAUAGGUGAGCGACUGCCCAUCCGGUACUACUUGACAGCUGGAAUGCUUGCCAGUGGACUCUUCACUGCAAUGUUUGGCUUUGGCUAUUUCUAUAAUGUACAUAACCUAUGGUUCUACUUGCUGGCUCAGAUUGCUAAUGGAUUGGUGCAGACUACUGGCUGGCCUAGUGUAGUUACCUGUAUUGGCAACUGGUUUGGAAAAGGAAGGAGAGGUUUCAUCAUGGGAAUCUGGAAUUCUCACACUUCAGUGGGAAACAUCUUGGGAUCACUAAUUGCUGCUUAUUGGGUAUCUUCCUGCUGGGGUCUGUCUUUUGUGGUUCCUGGUGUUAUAAUCGCUUUGAUGGGGAUUGUUUGUUUUCUCUUUCUCAUCGAACAUCCUAAAGACAUCAAAUGUUCUUGCACACCGCCCAGUAGCUCAAGGACUUACAUGAAUGGUACAAAUAGAUUCAGAGUCCAGAAACCAAACUUAAGUACUAAGGAAACUAGCCAAUCUCAGGCUCCAGAGAUGCAGCAGUUACUUUCUGACAAUGAAAACUGUGCAGCGUCAUUAAACAUUAACAUGCCAGUCAGUGAAGAAAAUAGAAAUGGAACAUCACCUAUAAGCUUCCUUGGUGCCUUGCGAAUACCUGGAGUCAUAGAAUUUUCCUUGUGUUUGUUAUUUGCUAAAUUGGUCAGUUACACUUUCCUUUUCUGGCUUCCCCUCUAUAUCACAAAUGUAGAGCACCUUGAUGCCAAAAGAGCUGGGGAUCUUUCUACACUGUUUGAUGUGGGGGGAAUCUUUGGUGGAAUUUUGGCAGGCAUCAUUUCAGAUAGAUUAGAAAAAAGGGCUUCGACCUGUGGCAUGAUGUUAUUCCUAGCCGCACCCACAUUGUACAUGUUCUCUGCAGUCAGUAAAAUGGGCCUCGAGGCCACCAUAGUCAUGCUACUCAUCAGCGGAGCCCUAGUGAAUGGCCCCUAUGCACUGAUUACAACCGCAGUCUCGGCUGACUUGGGCACCCACAAAAGUCUGAAAGGGAAUGCAAGGGCCCUGUCCACAGUGACAGCUAUCAUCGAUGGAACUGGUUCUGUAGGUGCUGCUCUAGGACCUUUGUUAGCUGGUCUCAUUUCUCCUUCUGGCUGGAACAAUGUAUUUUACAUGCUUAUGGUGGCAGAUGCAUGUGCCUUACUGUUCUUAGUCCGUCUUAUACGGAAGGAGCUCGGAUGUAGAAUGGAUCAUACCUUGUUUAAAGAACACUAAGCAAUGAUAUCUUGGACUUGGAAUAAGGUCUGUGCGAGUGAUCAGAACUCCUCCCUCAAAGACUUUUCAGAAUAACUUAUUCAAUAUUUAAGAGAUUGUUUUCAUGAAGGAUUUUGUACUCUUGCCAGAAGACGAUUUAGAAAUUAACUAGUGAAUUUCUGAUGAAGUUUUUUCUUCUUUUUUGCACAUGCAUCAAUACCUCAGCAUGUUGACUGUUUUAUGAACUGGAAAGAGACAGAAGCUUUGGGAAGCUGCUACAAGUAUGCCUUAACUGAGCCAGAAAGAAAUACCAAGUGCCUUUGGAUUCAUUUGGAUAGGAUAUUUCAAUUAAACAUUUAAACUGCAUUUUUGAUCAAAAAACAAAGAGAUCUGAGAACAGAGCGUGAAGAAAAUAAGCUCUUCAGCUACUCCAGCAGUGGACUCUGCCAGUAUUGUUAACAAAACAUUAGUGAUCAAAGUUUCCUUCAUGUCAUCUCUUAAGAGACAAGAUCCUAAUACUAUAUGUGGAUUUUCCAGCUGGCUACAAUUCACUGCUAUUCAAUAUUCUGAAACUGUUCAACAGAAUAAUACCAGAGCCAGACCAUAUUGCUAUGGUUUAACUUCAUCACUAACUUAAUCCUGUACAGUAGGAUCCCAAAGGCAACAUUCAGCUAUUUUAUGUGUAACAUAAUGAAACGUACACCUAAGUACUAAGUUGGGUGCCUCUACUGACCUCUGGCUAGAUAUUAUUGCUCGAUUGGGAUUGUCUGA
Molecule: messenger RNA, 4456 nt
Organism: Gavialis gangeticus (Gharial)
Lineage: Eukaryota; Metazoa; Chordata; Crocodylia; Gavialidae
Gene: SLC37A1
Product: solute carrier family 37 member 1
Exons: 20
Coding region: 2120-3706 (528 amino acids)
Biological process (GO): phosphate ion transmembrane transport; glucose-6-phosphate transport
Cellular component (GO): endoplasmic reticulum membrane
Molecular function (GO): glucose 6-phosphate:phosphate antiporter activity
Source: RefSeq, a predicted model, not a curated record